AUGAAAGCUGCUCUUGCUCUUAUCUUCUUCGCUUGUGUUGCUGGUUCCAUGGCAUCAAAUGUUCAUAACCAAUUUAUUGGUCAACUUGUUCAAGAAGGACAAGUUAUGGCACAAACUGUUUUCACCUAUCUUCAACAACAAAUUCAUGGUUUCGUUCAACAUGCUUUUGGUGAACUUUCAUCACUUGUUGCUUCAAUUGGCCGAUUUGACAUCCAAGUCAUCCUCAACCAAAUUGUUGAUCAAUUCAAACCUCUCCUCGCUGGACUUGCCAACCAAGCUCUUUCACAAGUUCUUGGUAGUCUUUCAGGUGUCUUUGGUGGUCGUGGCUCAGUUGAUCUUGGUGCCAUCUUUAGCGGCUUCCUUAGUGAAAUUAGUGGAGCCGUUCAAGGACUCGGUCAACAUUUUCUUAACCAAGGUUUAGCUGCUGUUCUUGGUGGUCUUGGUAGCUUUGGUGGACGUGGUUUAAAUGAUCUCCUUGCCGGCCUUCAAGCUCAAAUCGGUAGUGCUGUCUCAGCUGCUCAAGGUAUACUUCAAGGCGUUGUCGGAAACAUUACCACUCUUGGUUCAACUCUUCUUGAUGCCUCAAAACCACACUGGGAACAACUUCAAGAACAACUUGUUGGCCAUGGUCUCAAUGUUCUUGGUUCACUCUCAGAAACCAUCAACAACCUUCAUGGUUCAAUCACCGGUGGUCGUUAA
This is a messenger RNA of Rotaria sordida, 699 nucleotides long. The record is from the annotation of a GenBank genome assembly. Lineage: Eukaryota; Metazoa; Rotifera; Eurotatoria; Philodinida; Philodinidae.